AUGGCUCCUCUCUCCAUGUACCAGCUGCUGCUGGUGCUCUGCGCGGCUCUCACACAUGCCAUCAACUUCUGUCCCCUCCUGGGACCUAGUUGGCCUGCUGCCACGGAUCUCGCAAAUGAUCCGGCCGUCAAGUCUGCGCUACAGAGCAUCACGACUACUAUCCAGAAUGCCAUCACGGCCGGGAACUUUUCUGGAGAUUCUCUGUCCUUGCAGAUCUUUGACACCGGUAGUUCGGACCCGUUGCUCUCGCUUUCCUACACGGGAACUGAUAUGAACACCACCAUUGGCGUGAAAAAGGUGGACGAGAAUACCGUCUUCCGCAUAGGCAGCACCUCCAAGAUCUUUACGAUGCUCAUGCUGCUGAUUGAAGACGGAUUUGGUUCUCUGAAUGAUCCCGUUUCGAAGUACAUUCCUGAGAUUAAGGACGCUGUUGUUGAUAUGCAGCGGAAUUCCACAAAAAGCAAUGACGGGAUCGACUUUGUCAAGUGGAAUGAGGUGACGGUGGGAGAGUUGGCGAGCCAUUUGGCGGGUAUCCCGAGAGACUAUGGCAUGCUUGAUCUCACCGGAAAGGCUUCUAUGGUCGAGGCCCUGGGAUUUCCCGUCCUUCCCACAGCUCAGAUUUCGCCGUGCGGUGUGCCGAAUGUCUGCAGCAGAAAGCAGUUCUUCAAUGGGUUGCUCCAGGGCCAUCCCAUUUUCCCCACAUCGACGACGCCAAUCUACUCCAAUGCUGCCUUCCAGGUCCUUGGAUAUGUCGUGGAGGCGCUUUCGGGCGAAAACUUCCAGACAGUCUUGGAGAAGGAUAUUAUCAACCCACUGAAGUUGACUCACACCUUCUACACUACGCCCAGCACCAAACUCGGCGUCAUCCCUCGUACACAGGGCGAGUUCUGUUGGAAUUUCGCCAUGGGCGACGAAAUACCUGCCGGCGGCAUUCACUCAUCCGCAAAGGAUAUGGCCACCUUGGGCCGCGCCCUUCUCAACAGCAGUCUUCUGCCCGCGGCAAUUACCAGACGAUGGAUGAGGCCACUCGCCCACACCUCAUCACUUGACCACGCCGUCGGCGCACCUUGGGAGAUCCUAUCAUUUGGCAACGAGCGACCGAUCGACCUGUACACCAAAUCCGGUGAUAUCGGCACCUACUCCUCCAUCCUAGCGCUAGACCCAGACCACGGCGUCGGCUUCACAAUUCUUGGCGCAGGCGCCAAUACGCACGAGUCUCUCGCGCUAGCCGCCGAUCUCGUUUCUGCUAGCCUGCUCCCGGCUCUUGAAGCAGCCGCCAAGGACCAGGCCAACUCUCACUUCGCAGGGACAUACGCCCUGUCUACUCUCAACUCCUCUAUCACAAUCAUCACUGAUGACGGACCAGGUCUUGUCGUCUCGAGCUGGAUCAACAAUGGAACGAAUAUGUUCACCAGCUACAUGGCCCUGAGCGGGAUCACCGAUCCCUCGCAGCUCAGCAUCCGUCUGUAUCCGACUAGCCUCACGAGUCCGGGACAGAUUUCUUUCCGAGCUGUUAUCCCUCCGCAGUUGAGGGCUGGCAUUGGGCCAUUCACCUCGUCUUGCAUUUCCUGGGUGCUCGUUGACGGCUCGGUGUACGGUAAUGUGGGCAUCGAUGAGUUCCUCUUCAAUGUGGAUAAGAAUGGCGAUGCGGUUAGCAUUUCGCCGAGAGUGUUGCGGACCUCUUAUCCAAAGACUUCUUGA
This is a messenger RNA of Penicillium lagena, 1701 nucleotides long. RefSeq names its product serine hydrolase domain-containing protein. The coding region runs from base 1 to 1701 and encodes 566 amino acids. The transcript has 4 exons. NCBI's taxonomy places the organism in Eukaryota, Fungi, Ascomycota, Eurotiomycetes, Eurotiales, Aspergillaceae. The record is from RefSeq and is a predicted model, not a curated record.